UUUCCGGUGGUGGUAAGACGGCGCGGGCGCUAUGAGCUCCGCUCGCUUAUGAUAUUCAAAGAGUUUAUUUUUAUAAUUAGAUAAAGAAUAAGUGUUUCAGUUUUAGUUAACUCUAAACUAUCUAAUUAAAUAAAUGGGUAAACCAGAGUUUAGUAGUCCGCGUGGCGGCGGCGGCCGUGGUGGAUUUCGAGGAGGCCGAGGAGGAGGCGGCGGCGGUCGAGGGGGCUUCGGUGGUGGCCGAGGUGGUUUCGGCGGUGGCGGUGGAGGAAAGUUUGAAAAGCGAGGUGGAGGUGGAGGCCGGGGCUUCGGUGGACGAGGCGGCGGAGGCCGUGGACGAGGUGGUGCUCCUAGAGGUGGACGAGGCGGUUUUAAAGGAGGAAAACAAGUUAUUAUUGAACCCCACAGACAUCCUGGAGUUUUUAUCGCGAGAGGAAAGGAAGAUGCAUUGGUUACGAAGAAUUUAGUUCCCGGCUCGGAAGUUUACGGAGAAAAGAGAAUAUCAGUUGAGAAUGAAGGAGACAAGGUGGAAUACAGAGUAUGGAAUCCGUUCAGAUCGAAAUUAGCUGCUGCCAUCAUGGGUGGUGUAGAUGCUAUACACAUGCCUCCGGGAUCAAGGGUGUUGUAUCUCGGAGCAGCCAGCGGUACAACAGUCAGUCACGUCUCAGAUGUUGUUGGACCUGAAGGCCUAGUGUAUGCAGUGGAGUUCUCACACAGAUCGGGACGCGAUCUUAUAAAUGUAGCCAAGAAACGAACAAAUAUUAUUCCAAUUAUUGAAGAUGCAAGACACCCGUUAAAAUAUAGAAUGUUAGUAGGUAUGGUAGACACAAUAUUCGCGGACGUCGCUCAACCGGACCAAGCUAGAAUUGUCAGUCUAAACGCACAACAUUUUCUUAAGAACGGAGGACAUUUUGUUAUAUCUAUUAAGGCAUCAUGUAUAGACUCAACUGCUCAACCAGAAGCUGUUUUCGCAGCUGAAGUUAAAAAGUUACAAGCGGACAAACUAAAACCUCAAGAACAGUUAACUUUGGAGCCCUACGAGAGGGACCACGCAGUAGUUGUAGGAGUUUUCAGACCACCGGCGAAGAAAGCGUAGUAGUAUUUGUAAUAUAAGUAAUAUAACAUUUUAAUGAAAGUGCAUCUUAAAUUUACUUUGCUUAUUUGAUAUUCCAUGAAAUCAUUCAAAAAAUUUGUCUGGCAAUUUUUGCUAUAGAAAUAUCAUUUGAAAAUUUUAAUAAAAAUAAUGUGUAUUUUUAUUAACAUUUCUAUCAGUAAGUUAAUGUUUCAAUACAAAUAGUUGUAAGUUAGGUUAAGUUGUGGACAUACGAGGUGAUGUAUGUUAUUAUUUUAAGAGAUAAAUAAAGACGGUGCGAUUACUA
Molecule: messenger RNA, 1376 nt
Organism: Nymphalis io (European peacock)
Lineage: Eukaryota; Metazoa; Arthropoda; Insecta; Lepidoptera; Nymphalidae
Gene: Fib
Product: rRNA 2'-O-methyltransferase fibrillarin
Exons: 8
Coding region: 134-1093 (319 amino acids)
Biological process (GO): box C/D sno(s)RNA 3'-end processing; rRNA methylation
Cellular component (GO): small-subunit processome; box C/D methylation guide snoRNP complex; nucleolus
Molecular function (GO): rRNA methyltransferase activity; RNA binding; histone H2AQ104 methyltransferase activity
Source: RefSeq, a predicted model, not a curated record